AUGCUUGCACAACCUUCCCAGCUCGAUCUGCCGAUGGAUUGGCCUACGCAUAUUUGUGACAUUGAUGCUGAACCUCUGCAUCGCUAUCACAAGGGUGGAUAUCAUCCUGUUCAUUUGGGGGACUGUUUGAGCGAUGGCAGGUACAAGGUUCUACACAAGUUAGGCUGGGGUGGUUACUCGACUGUCUGGGCAGCGCGCGAUACCAGAAAUCAAGCCUACGUUGCUGUGAAAAUCGCAGUAUCUGAGCCUAACUAUCAAAAUCGAGAGACUGCCGUCUUGCGUACAAUAGCGGCGAAACACUCAGAUCAGCCUAGGUAUCAGCAUUUAAUGAAAAUGCAAGACUCCUUCCAGAUCAGUGGUCCAAACGGAACUCAUGAAUGCCUCGUGUUGGAAUUGUUAGGGCCAAGCGUGGCCGAUUUCCUUGACGCGCAUUCUAGCAUUGAAAGGCUUCCUGGAACGCUCGCGAAGACUAUUGCAAAACAGGCUCUGCUUGGUUUGUGCUCCCUUCACGAGCAGGAAAUCGCGCAUGCAGAUCUGCACACCCGCAACCUAGCUUUCGCGAUCCCUACGGUGCAAGCCUUGCGAGAAGAGGAAUUCCUACAGAAACUCGGACAACCUGAAACAGGGGAUGUUCAAAGAAAGGACGGCCAGCCACUUGGACCUGGUGCACCCCGAUACCUUGUUAGACCCACUUCCUACCCUACAGAUGUUAAGUCAUCGCUCGGAUUGAUUAAGAUCGUUGAUUUUGGCCAAUCUUUCUUACGCGACGAGUGUCCUGGCGUACUCAACACUCCACUUCCUGUCCGCGCCCCUGAAAUCAUCUUCAAAGACAAAGUUGAUUAUCGCGUGGAUCUUUGGAGUAUGGCCUGUCUGCUUUUUGAACUCAUUGUCGGACAACCGCUGUUCGACAGCUUUAUGACAACACCUGCAAUCCUUGUCCGCCAGAUGCUUGAGACAGUUAACGAUGAUCUGCCAGACUGUUGGAAAAGAGACUGGUAUGCCAUGAAAGAAACACUACCUGACAGUAGUUCCACUUGCUCACUUCAAGACUGGUUAGAGGAGAUGUAUUUUGAUGGGGAGAGGCGCGAGGAUAUGAGUCGGGAAGACAUUGUGCGGGUCGGUGUGCUGAUUGGAAGUAUGUUACGAAUGGAACCUACUGCCAGGGCACCAGCGAAAGCUGUUGUUCAGGACGCUUGGUUCCAGAGAAAAUAG
Molecule: messenger RNA, 1212 nt
Organism: Didymella exigua CBS 183.55
Lineage: Eukaryota; Fungi; Ascomycota; Dothideomycetes; Pleosporales; Didymellaceae
Product: kinase-like protein
Exons: 4
Coding region: 1-1212 (403 amino acids)
Biological process (GO): spliceosomal complex assembly; regulation of mRNA processing; protein phosphorylation
Molecular function (GO): ATP binding; protein kinase activity
Source: RefSeq, a predicted model, not a curated record